Messenger RNA from Daphnia carinata, 2402 nucleotides. Its product is annotated as transmembrane protein 8B-like. The transcript has 11 exons. Lineage: Eukaryota; Metazoa; Arthropoda; Branchiopoda; Diplostraca; Daphniidae. Gene Ontology annotation, cellular component: plasma membrane. The coding region runs from base 296 to 2083 and encodes 595 amino acids. The record is from RefSeq and is a predicted model, not a curated record.
UUCUGCUACGAGCGUUUUUACGAAAGCAUGCAGUCGCCCUUGACUAUGGUAUAUAGUAAUUCAGGAAGUUAUAGCAAAUGCUGGUGAGAUAUUUCUGUAGAUAGAAUAAUUGUAAAUGGCUCUACAGAGUCAUACAUAGUCAUUCAUACCUAUUGGGAAACGGAAUAGUAAGGAGAAUGUACUUGACAAUAACGUCAACAAGCAGUUUUAAUAUGUAGAGGGAACUUCACUUGGUGACAUGGUGUUAAAAUAUUACUAUUCUUUCUACAAAUUGUAAAUCAGCUGCUUGUCAAGUAUGACUGUUUUGAUGAGCAGUAAUUGGGGUGUCCUUUCAUUCUGCAUUUAUGUCAUUGCUGUGCAGAGUGUUUUUGUUAGAUGCAGUGUCAUUCAAGAAUUUCUACCUAGAGGUGUGAGUGCUUAUGGUGACGGUCUUGAAAAUGGCCAGCUCCUUCAAAUUCCAGUAGUUGAUGCUGAUUAUCCUCUGGUGUUCUCAUUCUUUGCAAAUGUCACGAAAGGUUGUAUUUGGACUAACGUCACAUUGUUUCUCCGGCACGAUGGAUUACCUAUCGUUAAUAUUUUUAAUGCCAGCUAUCCCAAUUUCACUUGGAUUUAUCAACCGGUAGACUAUGAGGAAAACUUCUUCAGUGACGGUCUAGAACAACGGUUGACUAUUUAUCCUCGCAAACCUUCCUCGGCUAUUUUUGGUGCUGUUUUUGUUUUAGAAGAUGUUACGCGCAUCCAACAAAAAGGGUUGACAAUAUCAUGCACCACUCUGUUUUGGGGCAGAGUUGAAACUCUUCCUCUCAACGCAAGUUCAUCAAUAGUCAACGGGGAUGUUGAAGAAACUGCCUCCAGAUUAGUGAGAAAAAGCUAUGCUCAACCACUCAAUGUCAAAUGGAUAUUAGACCAAGAUAAUGAGGCUGGCAAUAUUACUGCUAGCACGGAAUCCAUUCUCGAUCUCGAAUCCAAUGAUCUCCCGACCCUUCUGUCUUGGACUACUUUUUCCCCUGUAGAUAUAGGAGGAACUCUACAAGUCGAUAUAAGGUUCAAUGAGAGUGAAAGUAACAGUAGCAUAUUCGGCUAUCUCACCUACGGAACACCAGAUAACCUGAACGGAACCCGGUUUAGCGCCAAUAGCUCAGACCUGAAUCCUAAGGCCACAGUUAUUGUUCCUUAUCCACUUGCUGGCAUUUGGUACUUGUCGCUUUACGCCAAUUGCAUAGGGUGGAAUGAGACUGACUGUCAGCGAAACAUUUCAGUUAAAAUUCAAGUUUCUCUAUCGCCCUGUAAGGAAGGUGCCUGUGGGCCUCACGGCCGCUGUAUCCAGUAUUUUUCUGCUGGAUUAAUAUAUUCUGCUUGUGUUUGCUCGAGUGGUUUUGCUGGCUGGAGUUGUAGUGAUGGUACGAACGCCCUUUCGACCACAAUACUUCUAUCCUCCGUCCUUCUCCUGACACUGAGCAAUCUGUUUUUCAUUCCAGCGAUCAUCCUUGCCUUUCGAAGAGGCUUUUAUUCGCAGUGCAUGUUGUAUUUCGUAACGAUGUUUUUCUCCUCGUUUUAUCACGCGUGCGAUCAGCCGGAGUUCAGUUUUUGUCUGAUGCCUUAUACUGUUCUUCAGUUUGGCGAUUUCUACGCGGCCUUAACCUCGGUUUGGUUAACUGCGUUUAUUGUAGCUAAUCCCAGUGUCAGUGAAGAGAUCUCCAGCGCAAUUUGUAUUGCCGGGGCGGUCGGCAUAGCUAUGGCAGUUCAUUACAAUCCGACGUCAUUCGCCUCGUUUACCAUACCGAUUGUUUGUGGCCUUGGUCUCAUUGCGGUCUGCUGGACUCGCCAGAGCUGCCACAUGCACAAGUGUUACCCAGGCAAAUCCUACUGUUUGAAGGCUGUAUUACCAUGCUUAUUGUUCGCCAUUGUUGGAUUGGUUUGUUUCGCUUUCCUCGAAACGGAGGACAAUUACUUUUAUGUUCACAGUAUAUGGCACAUUUCAAUUGCGCUAGCUAUAGUGUUCGUUAUCCCGCAAGGGAGUAAAAGUGUGGACAUCACGAAGCUCUCUUCUAAUCAUCACGAACAUCUUUCGCAACUAGAAUAGCGAAGAAGAAUAGUAGUCAUUUUACGAAAUGAAGGUUUCGCAUUCAAUAACUUGUGAAAAAAAUGUUAUCUAUUUGUUUUGUUGCAUUUAACUCUCUUUUAAAGUUGUAUUUGGUUCAACUUCAGUCAUCGUGGUCAAGUGCUUAGAGUGUAGGACGAAACAUAUUGCAGGUUUUUUUUUUGUUGUUUCUUGAUUUUUAUUUGCUUAUUUUUUAAGAGAUAUCCGGACACUUUUUCCUUUCUAGUUGCAUUAAUUACGCACCGCAGGGCAGUAGUACUUCUUUUACUAGCUCGUGCGAAUAAAUGUUUCUUUCCCUUUU